Ascoidea rubescens DSM 1968 is the source of this 2090-nucleotide messenger RNA. It is a transcript of the gene NAB2, whose product is annotated as mRNA-binding protein NAB2. Gene Ontology annotation, molecular function: poly(A) binding; zinc ion binding. Gene Ontology annotation, biological process: regulation of mRNA stability. Gene Ontology annotation, cellular component: cytoplasm; nucleus. The transcript has a single exon. The coding region runs from base 270 to 1871 and encodes 533 amino acids. NCBI's taxonomy places the organism in Eukaryota, Fungi, Ascomycota, Saccharomycetes, Ascoideales, Ascoideaceae. The record is from RefSeq and is a predicted model, not a curated record.
AAUCCCUGCUGAAACUGCAACAAAACCUCCUUUUGGCGACUUGGCCAGAAUUUUUGGGGCACAGACCCGAGCAAUCGGCAUGUGCUGUUCUCCGAACGUGAUUAAGAAAAAAUUUCAUGACAUUGCGUUUCAACUGAAGGAGCGAGAGAAAACCCUCGACCAUCGCUGUAUUUCUGUCAUCCACCAACUAGUAGAAAGCGAGAAGAAGAACCAGCCAGGACAAGCACUAGACACUGCGACUCAGAUACUGCAACUCAGACAUCUUCACCAUGAACAAAUUUGAACUCGACUCCACUAGUGAAAUAGCCAGACAGCUCAAUGAUAUUAUCAUUGAAAAGGCAAAAAGCCUAAAUAUCACUGAUUCCAAAGAUUUGGCUGAUUAUAUUAUAAUCCUCAUUUCAAACAAAAAAAGCGUUGAAGAGAUCUUUGAAGACUUGACCAGUAUAUUUGCUGACGAAAUAGAUAUUAGUUUUGUUCGCAACAUAUUCGAUUCGCUUGACUCCUUGGUGAAUAAAAAGAGUCCGAACCAAAACCAACUAAAUCAAAAUGUCCAGCAGCAGCAACAACAGCAGCAGCAGCAACAGGUUCCAGAGCAGCCUAUUAACAAUCCCUUCCACCAAUCAAACCAAUUACAAGCCGAUAACCAAAAACAAAGUGAAGAUAUUGAUAUUGAGUCUCAAGAAAUUGGUAAUUCUCCAACUGUUUUUAAAAAUGAUAACCAAAAUAACCAUCAAAACGACCAUCAAAACAACAAUCAAAACAACAAUAUAAACCCAAACAACAAAUCGUUGCCUUCAAUUCCACUUUUUGUCAAUAUCCCAACCGCUCCCAAGAAGGAUCGUUAUAAUAACCAUGGGUCUAUUAACCGUCGUAAUAAUAGAGGAAACACUGGAAUAAAUAAAAACUAUGGCCAUCCUCGAUAUAACAAUCGUAACAAUUACAAUAAUAAAAGACUCAACUCUAACAACACGAAUAAUAUUAGUAAGGUGUUAUCACUAGUGGCACAAAAUGGUUCUGAUAUCUUAAACACAACUUCUUCAGCACCAUCUAAUAACCCAAGUAAUAUUAACCCCAAUAAUAUAAAUAACGACUUAAAUAACAUCAACAACAUUAACAAUAAUCAUAAUAGCAAAAAGAAAGGGCGUUGUCGUAACUUUCCUCAUUGCAAUUAUAAAGAUUGCAUGUUUGCUCAUCCAACUAAAUUCUGCUUUGCCUUCCCAAACUGUCCGAACCCUCCUGGUUCUUGUAACUAUUUGCAUCCAGGAGAAGAUGAUAAAUUAAUACAAGAGUUUGAAAAAACAAAGAAAGAAUCAUUUGAAAAAAAGAAAUUGAAUCAAAAUCUCAACAAUAACAAUAACAAUCCUCUACUUCCCAAUGGAAUUGCUAACCCAAACAAUCCUUUUGCUCCUAUACUAAUGAAUCCUGCAGCCACAGCUGCCUUAUUCCAAAAGUUUCCUCCAGCCAAUGCCAAUGAAGCACUCAAUGCUUUGAAUGGAUUGAACACAAUAUUAGACGAAGAAAGGUCUCUCGAUGCUUGCAAGUUUGGUUCGUCAUGUCUUAAUCCUCGUUGUAGAUUCAGACACGCCUCUACCCCUGUUGUCUGUAGAGAUGGUUUGGAUUGUAAAAGAAUUGAUUGCUACUUUACUCAUCCAAUCAAUCUGGACUGUCGUUUUGGUAUCAACUGUAAAAACAAGUUUUGUCUUUUCAAGCAUCCUGAAGGCAGAGAUGAUUUGGUUAACAAGCCUUUGGUCUGGAGAAAGGAUGAUCACAACAGUUCAACUCCAAAUGCUGCAACUACUAAGAUUAGCGAAAGAAGCUUUGCUGUUGCUGACGACGAAGUUAUGGAAGAUGCUCCUCCUCAAACUGCCUAGGCAGUGCUCUGGCGUAGAUUUAUCUAUAGUAUGAAUUCAAUUACUUUCUCGUUAUCUUUUCUUUUGCAUCUCUGACUGUUUCCAACAUCAACAGCUGGGACGUCCUCCCACUUGCCUUUGUUGUUUGUAUAUUCACUAGUUUCUACUGAUUUUUCACCCUCUGCUUCUCUUAUACCACUGAUUUAACAAAAUGUACUUAAAUUCUCUCUUCGAGUCCCU